This is a messenger RNA of Nicotiana attenuata, 1477 nucleotides long. Its product is annotated as L-lactate dehydrogenase B-like. Lineage: Eukaryota; Viridiplantae; Streptophyta; Magnoliopsida; Solanales; Solanaceae. Bases 174 to 1226 code for a protein of 350 amino acids. Gene Ontology annotation, biological process: carboxylic acid metabolic process. The transcript is spliced from 2 exons. Gene Ontology annotation, cellular component: cytoplasm. Gene Ontology annotation, molecular function: L-lactate dehydrogenase (NAD+) activity. The record is from RefSeq and is a predicted model, not a curated record.
CCAUUUCUUUUCCCUUUUCCCUCGUCAGUCUCUUUAACCUCUCUCUAUAUAACUAUCAUAUUGCCUCAUAUAUUCAGAACGAAAUCACCUAAAACACCAAGCUUAAUAUCUCUACUCAAACAGCACCCAUUCACAUAGAAAAUAAUCUUUUCUUUACACACAAGAAAUUAACCAUGCAGAAGACUACUUCAUCUUCAUCAUUUGGUCCUGGUGGUCUAGACCUAAGCCAAACUUUCUUCAAGUCAAUUUCCAAUACUGCCCCUCCAUCACCAACAAAGCGCCACACUAAAAUUUCCGUCAUCGGCGUCGGUAACGUCGGCAUGGCCAUUGCUCAAACUAUUCUAACCCAAGACCUCGCCGACGAACUCGCACUCGUUGAUGCUAAAUCCGACAAGCUCCGAGGCGAAAUGCUUGAUCUUCAGCACGCAGCUGCCUUUUUGCCCCGUACUAAAAUCCACGCGUCAAUUGAUUACUCUGUUACUGCCGGGUCGGAUCUUUGUAUUGUUACAGCGGGUGCCAGACAGAAUCCGGGUGAGAGUAGGUUGAAUUUGUUGCAGAGGAAUGUGGCUCUGUUUAAGAGUAUUGUUCCUCCGCUGGUGAAGUACUCGCCCGAGACUAUACUUUUGAUUGUUUCGAAUCCGGUGGAUGUGCUGACUUAUGUUGCUUGGAAGUUGUCUGGGUUUCCGGCGAAUCGGGUUAUCGGGUCUGGAACGAAUUUGGAUUCUUCUAGGUUUCGGUUUUUGAUUGCUGAUCAUCUUGAUGUUAAUGCCCAGGAUGUCCAGGCAUACAUUGUUGGGGAGCAUGGUGACAGCUCUGUAGCACUAUGGUCAGGCAUUAGUGUGGGAGGAGUUCCAGUUCUUAGCUUUCUGGAAAGGCAACAAAUUGCCUUAGAAAAGGAAACACUGGAAACAAUCCACAAGGAAGUUGUGCAGUGUGCAUAUGAAGUAAUUGGUCUGAAAGGUUACACAUCAUGGGCAAUUGGCUACUCUGUUGCUAACUUGGCUCGAACCAUCCUUCGCGGUCAAAGACGGAUUCACCCUGUCUCUGUCCUCGCAAAGGGCUUCUAUGGCAUUGAUGGUGGAGAUGUGUUCUUGAGCUUGCCUGCACAGCUCGGUAGAAGUGGCGUUUUGGGCGUGACGAAUGUACAUCUUACUGAUGAGGAAACUCAGCAACUUAAGAACUCUGCUAAGACCAUCUUAGAAGUGCAAUGCCAGUUGGGAAUUUGAAAUUGAGUAGCAACUACUAUUAAGUUUACAUUGUAGUUUCCUUACCAGUGCUAUUACAUUGUUGUUUCUACCAUACAGUUUAUUGUAUUUUGUUUUCCUAACACGAAUAUUUCCUUAGGAGGAAAAUAGUGAGAAUAACGUGUGUUACAGCAGUUGGUCUUGUGACAACUUUGCUGCCUGCUAGUGCGCUGUGGUACUAACUUAUAAAUAAAUUGCAACAGCACCUGCCUGUUUGGUACAAUUUUGAUUUA